UUUGGCCUAGUUCACUGCUCAUUAAUCAUCUUGACCCAAUGUGGAGAUUCCAUUUGUCCACUCUGCUUUAUGACAAGAUUGUGUGUGUGUGUGUGUGUGUGUGUGUGUGUGUGUGUGUGUGUGUGUGUGUGUGUGUGUGUGUGUGUGUGUGUGUGUGUGUGUGUGUGUGUGUGUGUGUGUGUGUGGCCUCGUGGUGAGUUACUCUUUAACUCACCUGACAGCACCGAAACUCCCCGGGAACAAACUAUGAUCUUUGGUGUCAAAGAGGUGAUCGAGGGUGUCCAAGAUAAGAUGAACAUCCUGAAACAUUUUUUAAAAAAUCAUACAGUAUUAAUGAUUAAAUUUUAAUUUGCAUCAUUUCCACUUUUUAUUUGGUAAUGCAUAUUGCAUUUUAUGUUACAGUUAAUUAUACACUCAAAUUACAUAAGUCAAUAAUCCAUAUUCAUCCUCCCUCACUUUUACACGAGUACGUAAAAAAUUUAUUUAAUUUUUUUUCUGUCUUUACAAGUAAUCAAAUCAAUAAUAAAGAGGACAACAUAAAGUGAUGCAAAGCCAACAAGAGGGCGGUAAAAAUUACGCCAUAAAAACAAAUAUUUAUGAUGGAUCAAUCAAAAUGAUGCCAUGUGCAAUAAGUCCGAUUUAUUUUAAUGCUGGACAUGAAUUUGUCCAUUUUUUUGGUAUGGUUUGAAUAACGGCUUUAAAAUGUAGAAAGCUGAAAUCGUUCAUUUUUGGGGAAUUGCAUGUCGACAAUUCACAGCUUCCAUCUUGACCUCUAUCCGUAAAAACGUGAGCUUAUGUGUUUUAUCUAAAUGGUGUCAAUUUAGCAGACUAUCAGUGUGAGAGAGUUGUUAUCAGAAAGCUAAUUUAUGAACACACAAACCAUAUUGGGUAACUUACACCUUUUUGUUAUUUGAUUUCCACUUCCUGAAUUAAGCCUUUUGUGCAAAUACACUUGUAAAUGUAAUCUUGAUAGAUUACCUCCGCCUUGUGUCAUUAAAUAAAGUAAAUGUUAUUUGUACGAUGGUGCGGUGCAUCAAGUAGUACCCGACCAAGAUAGUAUGUAAAGCUUCUGAAUUGGGUUGGAGUGGGUGUACCGGAUAAGGCAAAGGACAAACACAAAAGUUUAGAAAAACAGCAAAAAGAGUCAAAAACAAAGAUCAUAAAAAAAACUAAAAGAUGCUAAGUGAAAACACUGAGUAAACAGAUGUGGAGGGAAAAAAACAUUAAGACUCAAAAAAGGAAAACUAAAUAUAAAGACAAAAGUAUAAAAAAGUAGAAAGACACUAAGUAAAAAGGGCAUGUGUGGCAAAGAUGACCAUUGGACUCUGCGUGAUAAACACCUGUUGCGAUUCACGGGUGUAAAAUGGAAUCAGAUACGCGGUUUGUAUGUGCAGGGAAAAAGGAAAGGAGGUUGAAGUGGGCGGAGAGAGCAGGUGGUAUAUAUCAACGUUUUAUCACUCCACUUUUAACAUUUGGCAAAAACUUAUUGACGCAAUACACGCCUGCCUUCAUUACCUCUGAUGCUUUGAUUUGUGCUACGGCUUGGAUACGAAGACUUGACGGGCCUCAGUGGUGAGGGGCACGACAUGGAUCCCAUUGUGGAAGUAGUAGCUCUGAUCCUGGGCUUCAUCGGCUGGGUAAUGGUGGGGGUCGCCUUACCCAACCGCUACUGGAAGACGUCCACUGUGGACGGGAACGUCAUCACCACGUCUACCAUCUAUGAAAAUCUGUGGAUGUCCUGUGCCACCGAUUCCACGGGCGUUCACAACUGUCGGGAAUUUCCAUCUCUGCUGGCUUUGAAUGGUUACAUCCAGGCAUCGCGUGCCUUGAUGAUUGCAUCCGUGGUAAUGGGCACCUUCGGACUGGUGGCAGCCCUCAUCGGCGUACAGUGCUCCAAAGCUGGGGGAGACAACUACGUCUUGAAGGGAAGGAUAGCCGGCACCGCCGGAGUCCUAUUUAUCCUGCAAGGCUUGUGUACAAUGGUCGCUGUGUCCUGGUACGCCUUCAAUAUCACCCAGGAAUUCUUUGACCCUUUCUACCCCGGCACCAGGUACGAAAUAGGUGAGGGGCUAUACAUCGGCUGGUGCUCGGCCGUGCUCGCCAUCGCUGGAGGGGCGUGUUUGACUUGCUCUUGCAGGACAGCCCCGGAAGAAAAGUACCCUUUCCCUCAAACAAGAGGAACUGCGUAUUCUGGACCGGCCCGGACCAGAAGUGUGAUUGCCAGCACUUACGGUCGAAAUGCGUAUGUUUGAACAGAAGCAUUGGUAUCUCAUCUUUUUCUUUUUAUACUCAUAAUAAUUUUUUUGUAGAUAUGCUAUAAUGUGUAAAAUAUUUUUCAUUUUGUACAUUCCUCAAAUUGUUAUUUAUAUUCACAUUUCAAGUAUUCACAAACGAUCUUUGAUUUCAAUGUGUGUGUGUGUGUUUUAUACAGGCAUUUUUGGAAUUUUUUUUACAAUGUGCAGAACAAAUGUAUAUAUUUGGCCAUUUUUAUGAUGAAUAUUUGAGUAAAAUAGACAGGCAAAAUAA
This is a messenger RNA of Nerophis ophidion (straightnose pipefish), 2526 nucleotides long. RefSeq names its product claudin 15a (gene cldn15a). Gene Ontology annotation, cellular component: plasma membrane; bicellular tight junction. The transcript is spliced from 5 exons. NCBI's taxonomy places the organism in Eukaryota, Metazoa, Chordata, Actinopteri, Syngnathiformes, Syngnathidae. Bases 1587 to 2252 code for a protein of 221 amino acids. Gene Ontology annotation, molecular function: structural molecule activity. The record is from RefSeq and is a predicted model, not a curated record. Gene Ontology annotation, biological process: cell adhesion; bicellular tight junction assembly.